UUCAUUCGUAAUUCUAAAUCGCAAAAUCGCCAAAAAAAAAAGGAGAGCGCACCUUAGCUAUGUGUCCUACCGGAACUUCCCUACCACCGUCGAGAAAACCCGCCGAUUUACGAUCGGCAUUUGAUGUCCUCGACGUUGACCGUGAUGGAAAGAUCAGCCACGAUGAUCUAAAACGUUUUUACGCGGACGCAGGCGACGAGAUCAUCGGAACGAUGAUGAAGGUGGCCGAUUUGAACAAGGACGGCUACGUCGAAUACGAAGAGUUCGAGAACGUUCUGAGGACAAAUAAGAACGGAAUUAGCAGCUGCGUAAUGGAGGAUGUGUUUAAUGAUAUGGACAGAGACGGCGACGGAAAAGUAGGUCACGGAGACCUCCGGAGUUAUCUUCGGUCGGCGGGAAUUGAAGUCAACGACGAUGAUAUCAAGGCGAUGGUUAGUUUAGGCUCCGGAGAUGAUGAUAACGACGGUGUAACGUUCGAAGGAUUUCUUAAGAUAUUGGCGAUUUGAUGAUUUGAAAUGCUUAGGGUUUCGCCGCAUUGGUUAAGGUGCCAUUUCUUCUUCUGGACGUUUUUGUUUUGUUUCUAUCAACUGUAAAUUGAAAUUGUGGAUUACAAGUUCAGGAUUUUUGUGUUCAUGAAAUCAAAUCAAAGUUUGUGAAGAUGAAUCGCAGAUUUUGAUCUUGAUUUAGAAUUUAGGUUCCAUUCAUGAAGUCAUAUUUGUUGUAAUUGGAAAUUGAAUUUCAAAUAUAGACGAUUCGCUUUCA
Messenger RNA from Lactuca sativa (garden lettuce), 762 nucleotides. RefSeq names its product calcium-binding protein CP1. Lineage: Eukaryota; Viridiplantae; Streptophyta; Magnoliopsida; Asterales; Asteraceae. Gene Ontology annotation, cellular component: myosin II complex. Gene Ontology annotation, molecular function: calcium ion binding. The record is from RefSeq and is a predicted model, not a curated record.